Chironomus riparius is the source of this 1378-nucleotide messenger RNA. NCBI's taxonomy places the organism in Eukaryota, Metazoa, Arthropoda, Insecta, Diptera, Chironomidae. The record is from the annotation of a GenBank genome assembly.
UUAAAAUAUAUUAAAUUAGUAUUCACAAUUUGCCUUUUUAAUACUUAAAUAACUUUAAAUAAUUAUUUUAAACUUACCGGCAGCUUACCAUUCUUUAACGGUUCAAAAAUGUUUGAAAUUAUACGAAUUUUUGUUUUUGUUGACAACUUUAAAUCAUGUUUCGAGCAACAUUAAAAUUUUACAAUUGUACUGUAACUUAUCAUUUAAAUAAAUUGACAGCUGUCAGAAAUUAUGCACCACGAAGAAGACGACCGGGUUCAGAAGAGUCAGAGCCUGGAAUCAAUAAGAGAGUACAAUAUUUCAAGGAAGAUAUGAUUGCGAAUGAAGACCCAGAAGUUAUUGAUUCAAUGGAACCAAAUUUCAUGAACUUGGGAGACACACAUAGACAGCAUGAAAAGGAUGUUAGAAAAAUGAAAGAAAAGGUUCAGUUAAUGAUUGUAGGAAAGAAGUAUUUUAAGGACAAAAGUCCAAACUUUUUGACUUAUAAUGAAAAGGAACAGAUCAGGACACUACAUGAAGAGGAUUCAGAAAAGUGGACAGUUGAUAAAUUAUCAGAGUCAUUUCCUGCUGAUCCAUACGCAAUAAGUCAAAUCAUUAGAUCAAAGUGGAUUCCAAAAGAUACGAAUAGAAUAUUCAGGCACGAUGAAUCAGUAAAGAGAAAUUGGAACGAAUUCAAUGAAGGGAAAUUAGAGAUAGAUCCAAUGCUAGCACAGCAUUUAAAGAAAUUUGCAUUUAGAGACAUUAAUAAGCUUGCAGAACGAGCACCAAAUAAAAGAUUAGGAGUUGAAUUCCCGAGGCCAAAAAGUAAUGAAUUUUUAAGUAUUGUAACAAGCUGUAGCAAAUAUAAUGAUGAGCAGCAUGAAGUAAAACAAAUUGAAUCCACUGAAUUAAGAAUGCCAAAGCAUAGGCCAGAUCAUGACGACAAUACAUUUAUGAUGCACGGUAAUAAAAGAUUCUCAUCAGAAAGUAUUACAUUAGCGGAUCUGCAGGAGAAAAAUCCUCAAAUCAACGAGCAAGUUAUGCUUAAUGAAGUAAAGACAGUAGAUAAGGAUCUUUCAAAUAUUAAGUUUAAGACAUUUGAGGAAAAUAAUUUCAUUUCUUUAACUAAUAAUGAGAAGCUAUUGGAUAAGCUUAAAAUACAAGAAAAGAUAAGAAUUCCCAAAAAAGAAUGGCGAAAAGGAAAAAUUUACAAAGUUAAUGACUGCUUUUAUUCUGAUGAUGGUGAAUUCUUGUAUAGAGUGCCUGGUUUAGAUUGAUAGACUCAAUAUUUUGUAAUUUAUAGAACAAUAAAAAUAUUUCAAAUUUAACAAACUUUUGAGUUUUAAAUAGAUUAGCAUUUCCAGUAAGUUCAAAAAAUGUAACGAACUUUUGAUAUUUG